Molecule: messenger RNA, 435 nt
Organism: Gossypium arboreum
Lineage: Eukaryota; Viridiplantae; Streptophyta; Magnoliopsida; Malvales; Malvaceae
Exons: 5
Coding region: 1-435 (144 amino acids)
Source: RefSeq, a predicted model, not a curated record
AUGGAAGCUGGAUGGCAGAGCGAUGGCUAUCAAAGAACCGGUUGCUAUAACCCUGAAUGUCCUGGAUUUGUGCAAACCAGCAAUAAGUUGGGUCUCGGCGGGAAGAUAGAACCUGUUUCCACCUAUGCAGGACAACCAAAGUGGAAACUAGUGGCUGAGGAUACAGGAAAUAGAUUUAGGUUACUGGCCAGGUACAUGAAUGAGUCUGAAGCUAUAAAAGAUGCUGAAAAUGUUCUUCCAAAUGUGACAAAUCCUGAAUGCUAUGAUUUACAAAUGGGAAACCUCAACAACUUUGGUACCCAUUUCUUUUAUGAUGGCCCUGGAUAUUCUGACAAGCUAUCAAGAAAUGCUAGGUCUGGGCAAUAUUUCAACAUCAAUGUGAACAUGAAAGCUACUUCUAAGAUUGCAGAGUAUUCAAAGCACUCAGGUGUCUGA